AUGGCACCUGAGACUUCCACCGAGAAAGACUACCGCUUCAUGGCGGAGUGUUUCAAAAACAUCGAUCACACUCGAGGCAAGGUCGACAUGGUCAAAGUGGCCGCUGCAAUGGGGUACAGCAACCCUCGCUCUGCCGGAAACCGGUACAAAGUUCUCAAAACAAAGCACGGUUUCGCGACGGACUGCUACUUUACCGGCUCGGUUGGAGCCACCCCGACCUCGCCCAAGAAGGGAGUUGCUCGGGCCAAGAAGACCCCAAUCAAAAAGGGGAAGCAAGGUGGAGACGAGCAUGACGAUGACGUGACUGAAGACGACAACGCCGGCAUCAAAGAGGAGGAGGAGAAGAAGAAGAAGAAGAAGAAUAUCGAGAGUGACGAAGAGAUCUAA
Molecule: messenger RNA, 387 nt
Organism: Penicillium cosmopolitanum
Lineage: Eukaryota; Fungi; Ascomycota; Eurotiomycetes; Eurotiales; Aspergillaceae
Exons: 3
Coding region: 1-387 (128 amino acids)
Source: RefSeq, a predicted model, not a curated record